Messenger RNA from Sorex araneus (European shrew), 4550 nucleotides. RefSeq names its product PHD finger protein 6 (gene PHF6). Gene Ontology annotation, cellular component: nucleus. The coding region runs from base 210 to 1307 and encodes 365 amino acids. The transcript has 11 exons. The record is from RefSeq and is a predicted model, not a curated record. NCBI's taxonomy places the organism in Eukaryota, Metazoa, Chordata, Mammalia, Eulipotyphla, Soricidae.
GUAAGGGCGCUCGGCGAGUCCGUCUCUCCUCGAAUGAAAGGAAACAACCUCCGGCGACAGAAGCCCGCUCCCAGGCGCUGCCGGAGACCCGAGCGGCCACUUUCUCUCGCUCUCGUCCCUCGCGGCCGCUCGUCGGCCCGCCGCUCGGCCCGGCGCCCCCGCGUAUUUCUUGAGAGUUAAAGUGGCAUUCUAAAGGCAAUUUAAAAAUCAUGUCCAGCUCAGCUGAACAGAAAAAAGGGCCUACAAGACAGCGCAAAUGUGGCUUUUGUAAGUCAAACAGAGACAAGGAAUGUGGACAGCUGCUAAUAUCGGAAAACCAGAAGGUGGCAGCACAUCAUAAGUGCAUGCUCUUUUCAUCUGCUUUGGUAUCUUCACACUCUGAUAACGAAAGUCUUGGUGGAUUUUCUAUUGAAGAUGUCCAAAAGGAAAUUAAAAGAGGCACAAAGCUGAUGUGUUCUUUGUGCCAUUGUCCUGGAGCAACAAUUGGUUGUGAUGUGAAAACCUGUCACAGGACAUACCACUACCACUGUGCAUUGCAUGAUAAAGCUCAGAUUCGAGAGAAACCUUCCCAAGGAAUUUACAUGGUUUAUUGCCGAAAACACAAGAAAACUGCACAUAAUUCUGAAGCUGAUUUGGAAGAAAGCUUCAAUGAACACGAACUGGAGCCCUCAUCACCUAAGACUAAAAAGAAAAGUCGCAAAGGAAGGCCCCGAAAAACCAAUUUCAAAGGGCAAGUGGAAGACAGCCGCUCUACGUCUUCCCACGGAACAGAUGAAAUGGAAAGUAGUUCUUACAGAGAUCGGUCUCCGCACAGAAGCAGCCCGAAUGACACCAGACCAAAAUGUGGAUUUUGUCAUGUAGGGGAGGAAGAAAACGAAGCAAGAGGAAAACUGCAUAUAUUUAAUGCCAAGAAGGCAGCUGCACAUUAUAAGUGCAUGUUAUUUUCUUCUGGAACGGUCCAGCUCACAACAACAUCAAGAGCAGAAUUCGGAGAUUUUGAUAUUAAAACUGUGCUUCAGGAGAUUAAGCGGGGAAAAAGAAUGAAAUGUACACUUUGCAGUCAGCCCGGUGCUACUAUUGGAUGUGAAAUAAAAGCCUGUGUCAAGACUUACCAUUACCACUGUGGCGUUCAAGACAAAGCUAAGUACAUUGAAAACAUGUCACGAGGGAUUUACAAGCUGUAUUGUAAGAAUCAUAGUGGCAAUGAUGAGAGAGAUGAAGAAGACGAGGAACGAGAGAGUAAAAGCCGGGGGAAAGCAGAAACCGAUCAGCAGCAACUAACUCAGCAGCAACUUAAUGGAAACUAGGUUCAUGGGACAGAGUUAGAAAACUGGGAAUGAAUAAGACAUCCAUAACUACUAUUCUUUUUUUUCCACUGUUUUCUAAAAAUCAAAAAAGGGUUUGUAACUUUUUAUGCCCAGCUCUUAGAUCCUUCAUUGAACUGCCUAAAACCGUCUCCUUUGUUUCAUGAGCCUUUCACUAGGUGGCAGAGUGUGACAUGUUGAUAUUACAUAGCUGUAGUUUGCAGUUUCUGGGAAGCAAUUGAAACACUAUUAAUCCUGUGUAUAGUGUCAGCCAUUCCAGCAGACAUUGAAGUGGAGUAAGCACCAUUUAGCGUGUCUAAGUGUGUCUAGCCGAUUCGUACUCAAAGGAGCGCACAGGCAAAUUUCACGUUGCCGUGCAAGCCAGCCUCGUGGCAACGCAUGGGGAGAGAUGAUGUCCUUGUGUUGUUUUUCCUUCACACACUCAAGUCAAGGAGGCUAGAAAUGAAGAGAGCCUUCUUUUUUUCCCUUCCUUGGUCUUGACAGCCUGGGCUUAAAAAAAUAAAUAAAAGCAAAAAAAAAACAACAACAAACAAUUAAAAACCUCUUCCAAGAAGCUUGCUAAAGCUUUUCAUUUGGUUCCUGUUAAAAGUUGUUCUCACUGAGCACCAUGGGACUCCACAACUGGUGACUGAUGAGAAGCUGAGAGCGCCAGUCCUCGCGCCAUAACUCAUAACGAUAUGACCUCUUUUCAUGUCAUACAAAGAGCUUCGUGCAAAAAAAGAUCCAGUCCUUCCAAGCUAAUCUCCCGCGCGGCCACCGCGGUGAAACCUUUCGAGGCUGGAAAGGGUUCCUACUCGCUAAGAACUUCAGCCGUCCACAUCUGAAACCUGCUCCUCCCAGUGCCCACGGCACGGAACAUUUCAUCCAUUGGCCAGAGUGCGCCAGGGGGGUCUCUUGUGAUGUAGACGUUCAAACCAGUCUUUGCAUAAAACAGUAUUUCCUUUUGAUUUUGUGACCACUAUUUUAGAACCGUUCAUACUUGUGAUUUUUUUGUUCCUUCUUGGCUUGGCUUCUCUAUUCGACAGGCUUUCACGCCUUCCUUCCCUCCCGUCAGUAGGGUGCGCUGCUGCACCACCGCUCCAACAGAAUUGCGGCUCACCGCCUCAGAAUUCAGCUUUUCAGAAAGGAUCUCUGAACGCUGGCAUCGCCUGCCAGUGGUCUUCCACUUAACCUGCUGAAGCACAUUUUUAUGUUUCUUUCAUGGCAAAACCAAAAACAAAGCUUGAGUUGGUGGUCUGCCUAAUAUUACCAUAGCACCUCAAUAUCAAGGAUAGAUAGGAGAUUGCGGUUUCUGAGUUACUCAUUAACCUAUUGCAUUGCAGCAAAUUAGCAAACAAGGAAAAAUAUGGUAACUUGACUGUACAUCCAGAUAAUUCUGUGGCUGAUGGAAAAGCAUUUUUUUAAAAAACGUAACAGGUGGAAAAUUACACUGUGCUUAAUGACUGAUUUUUUUUUUAAACUGCUAGUCCCUUAAAGUCACAUUUGUCCAGUGUGCAUUCACACAUUUACUUAAGGGAUGUGAUUAUUGCUUUCUUUUAACCAUCUUGGACUGUUUUUAGAAGGAAACUAGUGUUUGUAGUUGGUUGCCCUGUGUGUUUCUUCCUUUUGCUCUACGUCUGCCAUUGGUGUGUGUAUUUGUGUGUGUUUGUGUGUGUGAUGGAUUUUUUCAAAAUUCACCAUGACUUGAAGUGCAUCGACAGAUCUAGAUGUUUGUUUACCAAGCUCUGUGACUUUUCCCAAAGGAUCUGUAUUUUACUUCCUUCCAACACCUUGAAACCAGUUAUUUUAACUCUUUGAAUCACUGUGUCUUCAUCAUUUUUAUAUUGUGUGCCAUAAGACUUACCCACGGAACAAGAGAGCACCUUCCUUUUUUGACAACUACUGUAAUGACAUUUUCCGGGAAAAUAGAAGGUGCAGGGGUAAAUAAUGGCCAGUCAGUAAGCAUGUCGAGGAAUUCAAGUACUCGCCGUUUCAGAACUUCACAUGUAAACAAUUGUAUACUUUUUUCUUAUAUGGAUUUCUGCAACCUUUUCUCUGCCACUAGCCACCAGAAUAGCACUUUACCUUUUGGUUGGCUAGGGAAGUGGCUGGCUACCUAUUUUUCUCACUGUGGUGUGAUUGGCUGAACAGUCGUACAUUUACAAAAGGAUGUAGAAAUCAAAAUCCCAUGCAAAAAAUCACCUUUAGUUGGAACACUUACACGAUUUUGAUUGUCUUUCCAUGUUUUCAUCAUAAUGCUGAGUAAAAGUGCCUUACAAUGUAAAAAUUGUACAGUACUUCUGUUCCCAAGUAGCAUUGUCAUCUUCCAGGUAGUAAUUACAUUGUGGUAUGAAUAUUUAGAAAAAUGGACCUCAGCAGUGUAUUUACUGUUCAUCUCUUCAGUCCUUAACUGUAGUUGUAAUAAGCAUGACAUUAUUUGAUAAGUAUAUAACAUUUACAUCAUUUCAAAAAAAUACUCCCAUCACUGUCUUUUACACAUAUUUUAGCUUGAAAUUUUGAAGUCUCUUUUCUUUCUUCCCUUCUUUUUCCUCCCCCCCUCUUUUUCCUCUCCAUUUUUGUUUUGGUUUGUUUUGUUAUUGAUAUUAAACAGUGUAAUCUUUGCAAGCGUAUAUUGAAGAUUAUUCUGGAGCAUUUAUUGCCUUACCAGAAAUGUUAGUAAGAAAUGUUCUUUAGAGUAGAAAGAUAGACUUGAGUUUCUAUGCUUUAAUAAGAGCUCUUUGUUCCUGGGGUUAGGGGUAGGGGGGUGGGAGGGACAUUUUACUUUCAUCUCAAUCUAUUCAAAACCCACAACUGAAAUAAUUUUGUUUCCAAUAUCAGCAAUUUUAGAAUUUCACUUAGUACUUGCUCAGGAGUACAUGCUACUCAAGAUAUUAAAGAGAAUAACAAGCUAUGUAGAUCUACUGUUGAAUCAGAAUCUAUGUACUUGAACCAAUGUGUGAAUCUUAAGUAUCUCAAAGCAAACGAAAAGUGUUUUAGAAUGUUGUUGCUUUCUUACAAAGCACUAAAGUUAGACCAACUUAUACCAUUUUGUUCUAACAGACAUUUAGGUUAAUUGUAAAGCUAAGGAAUGCAUUAUGGGUCAAAAAAUUCAAACAUUCCUCUCUUGUUAUGUAUAUUUUGUUCCUGUUGGCUUUGUUUUCAAAAUUGUAGUUUGUAGUAUUAGUUUCUUCUUUUAUUGGUAUUCCUGCAUAUACUAUUCAUUCAAUAAAUGAGUCAUGACUUUCA